Molecule: messenger RNA, 1438 nt
Organism: Haliotis rubra (blacklip abalone)
Lineage: Eukaryota; Metazoa; Mollusca; Gastropoda; Lepetellida; Haliotidae
Product: failed axon connections homolog
Cellular component (GO): cytoplasm
Source: RefSeq, a predicted model, not a curated record
GCUGCUGAGGAGUGGCCUCCCUUACAUGUAUUGUACCAUUCAGCAGGGACGCUUGGAGAAGGAAGAAGUAUAGUCGACUCGUAAAGAAUGGAAAGUCUUCUUGAAACGUUCAGAAACCUUGACCCAUCACAGAAAAUCCUAUAUGGCGUCGGAUGUGCGGCAGUGACCACUGUGUCCUUCGUGGCUUUGAGGAAACUCACGCAAAAAGAGAAGCGUAAAGAGUAUCCCCGAGAUACGGUGAUCCUUCAUCAGAUCGGUAGAGGUCCUUACGCCCCCAGCAUGACACCGUUUGCUGUGAAGCUGGAAACCUACCUCCGGAUGGCCAGGAUACCCUACCAGAACGUCCAUGGAAUGCAACCUUCACCUAAGGGCAAGGUCCCCUGGAUUGAGUACAAUGGCCAACCUAUUGGGGACACCACGCUGUGUAUAAAUUUCCUCAAUCAGAAGCUUGGGGUGGACCUCAACAAGCACCUGAGUCCAGCUGACAAGGGUAUAGCGCAAGCGAUGCAGGUUAUGACGGAGGAACAUCUGUACUGGUUGCUUGCCCAAAUCCGCUGGUUGUACAGCAGAGACUUCUUUCUAUGGAUGAUACGACGACAUAUCAGAAGACAAACAUGGAGUCAGGGAUUGGGUCGCCACACGGAGGAAGAGGUCGUCGAAAUGAUGUAUAAGGACUUCCAAUCUAUCUCCGACUUUAUAGGGAGGAAGAAGUUCCAUGGGGAUGAUCCCUGUGAAGCGGAUUGCUCUCUGUUCGGUAUGCUGUCUCAGGCAUAUUGGCAGUUUAAUGGAUCUGGAUUUGAGAGUCUCAUAAAAGAUAAAUAUCCCAACCUGGCCGCCUACUGUGAACGUAUGAAGGAAGCAUUCUGGCCCGACUGGGACCAGUGCAUCACACACGGUGGAACAAGGGAGGCAACCAAAUGAAGGGAGAUAACUCAGUGACUGCCCGUCCAUUAAGCCUUCAAACAUGAGAUAUUAUAAUUGUUUGACCGAAUAUGGAGCUGAAUUAUAUUAUGUAUUCAUAUAAUAUGUGUUUGAGUGUAAGAGAAUCAGUGAAUAUAAUUUUACGGCUCUUGCCGCAGAAUUUCAGCAGUGUAUCGACGGGGAACUCCAGGAACGGAAAAUGUUUGAAAGAAUGUGAACUAGUGUAGCCAAGUGGUUACAUCACUUUGUCUUGUUUGAAGACCCGGGUUCGAUUUCGAAUACGAUGCGCGAAUAACGUCGCCGAAAUAAUGCUCAAAACCCCUCUCACAUAGAUAUUUUAUUGUUCAUGAAAUAUUCACUGACCUGUGAGAAGAAGUAUAAUGAAUUCAACUUCUUUUAAUCCAGAGUAACUGUUUACAUCUAACUGAUGUACGUUGUGUUCGGUAAUAUUAAGAACGUAAGUGCUUUAAAUAAUUGUUACUCAUAUUAACUGUUACUAAUAACAUAUAUGCUUCAA